This is a messenger RNA of Lactuca saligna, 621 nucleotides long. The record is from the annotation of a GenBank genome assembly. Lineage: Eukaryota; Viridiplantae; Streptophyta; Magnoliopsida; Asterales; Asteraceae.
CCUUUUCCACCAUCACUUUAUGAUGUUUUGGAGCAAAGUCAACCCUUUUAUAACAUGCUUAAAAGUCAUGCAAGAAGCACAAGAUUCCCAAAGAUUCCAACACCAUCUCUCCCUGUUGCUACUAAUGAAAAGAUUCUUGUUUGGGUUGGUGAUGAACUUUUACCCCGUGACAAUGCAAUGGUUUCAGUAUUUGACUCAGUUGUCCAAGGUGGCGAUUCAGUAUGGGAAGGACUUAGAAUUUAUAACGGGAAAGUUUUUAAACUUGAAGAGCAUUUAAACAGGAUGUUUGACUCGGAAAAAGCUCUAGCUUUGAACAAUGCUCCAACUCGUGAUGAGAUUAAGGAGUCUAUAUUCAAGACUCUGAUUAGAAACGGGAUGUUUGACAAUGCACAUAUUCGUUUAAGUCUGACACGUGUCAAAAAGGUGACAUCAGGGAUGAUCCCGGGUUACAAUCUUUACGGGUGCACCAUAAUUGGUUUGAUGGAGGGAUUAAUGUUCACAUCACUGAAUUCCAAACCAUCCUUGUCCCAUACCCUCGUAUCCAAGAUAUCAUAUUUUGGCAUGGCUAUAAGCUUUGGAGGAAACGAGACUCAAGCAAAAGUAAACACAGAGAGUUGUUAG